Molecule: messenger RNA, 1685 nt
Organism: Taeniopygia guttata (zebra finch)
Lineage: Eukaryota; Metazoa; Chordata; Aves; Passeriformes; Estrildidae
Gene: ANKRD39
Product: ankyrin repeat domain 39
Biological process (GO): protein K6-linked ubiquitination
Cellular component (GO): BRCA1-A complex; BRCA1-BARD1 complex
Molecular function (GO): ubiquitin-protein transferase activity; protein binding
Source: RefSeq, a predicted model, not a curated record
GUGUGGCGAGCGCGCAUGCGCAGGAGCGGUUUGGAAUCGGGGCCCUUCGGUUUCUUUCGGCCCUUACCGGUUUCUUUCGGCCCUUACCGGUUUAUUUCGGCCCUUACCGGUUUCUUUCGGCUCUUCCCGGUUUCUUUCGGCUUUUUCCGACCCUUUUUCGGUUCUUCCCGAUCUCGCUCGGCCCUUUCCGCCUCCCCUCGGCUCUUUCCGCCGCUGUUCGGCUCUUUCCGUUUCAUUCGACUAUUUCCGCCUCCCCUCGGCCCUUUCCGCCGCCGUUCGGCUCUUUCCGCCGCCGUUCGGCUCUUUCCGCCUCCCCUCGGCCCUUUCCGCCGCCGUUCGGCCCUUUCCGCCGCCGUUCGGCUCUUUCCGCCGCCGUUCGGCUCUUUCCGCCUCCCCUCGGCCCUUUCCGCCGCCAUUCGGCUCUUUCCGCCGCCGUUCGGCUCUUUCCGCCGCCGUUCGGCUCUCUCCGCCGCCGCUGCCAUGGCCGGUGGCCGUCGCUCGCCGCCCGCUCGGUGCUGCCGGGACCGGGCGGCGCUGACCGGGCAUUGCUGCCCGGGGCCCGCGGCCGUGCCCAGCGUGCACCAGAGCCUGCCCGAGAUGGACUUCGAGCGGGGGAUCUGGGCGGCGGCGCGGGACGGGGACGAGGCGCGGGUGCUGCAGCUGCUGGAGCGGAGAGGAGACCCCGCGGAGCGGGACCGGGCGGGGUACACGGCCCUGCACUACGCCAGCCGGAACGGGCACUUGGCCGUGUGCCGGUUGCUGCUGGAACGCGGCGCCCCGAGCGACGCCCGCACCCCCGGCGGGGCCACCCCGCUGCACCGGGCGUGUUUCUGCGGGCACCGCGCCGUUACCGAGCUGCUGCUGCGGCACGGAGCCGACCCCGCCGCCGCCGACAGCGACGGCCGCACCGCCCUGCACAAGGCCGCCGAGCAGGGGCACCGCGAGCUCUGCGCCCUCCUCCUGCGCCGGCAGCCGGGCCUCGCUGCCCUCCGCGACGCCAGAGGCCGCAGCCCGCGGGACGGGGCGCAUCCGGCCGUGCGGGACCUGCUGGACGCCUGAGGGGACCGGGGCCGGUGCCCGGGGCUCAUUCCCGGUGCCCGCUCCGGUGCUGCCGCCUCACGCCGCUUCCACUUCCGUGUUCCGCCAGCGCGCCCCGCCCACCCCCCGCCUCCCACCAAUCACAUCCCGCCUUUCCCCUGUAGUCCCGCCUCACUUCCCUCGCAGCCAAUCACCGCCCGCGAUGCCGUUAAGGGGCGUGGUUUAGCACAACCCCGCGGGUGGGGGGGGAUUUAAAGGCGCCGCGUCCUUUUUAACGCGGUUCCGGUAACCGCGACCCUUCCCCGGUAACCGGGACCGCCCCGCGCGGCACCGAGCGCAGCCAGGUACAGAUAUAGAAUCUUUAUUAACCCAUCUGGCCAAAAAAAAAAAAAAAUCAAAACAAAAAACAACCCCCGUGAAAUACAAAUUCCACGGCGGGUUCGACAACCGGGGCGUGGGGGGAGGGGCAGAACCGGGAGGGGGAGGCCCGGCCCCCCCCGCCCCUCCCCCCAACCCCCACCGCGACCCGAGAGCCCCCAGAAAAUACAAAUCAAACCUGAACAAUAAAUAGGAAUUCCCCAAGGGGGGGAGGAACAGGAGGGGUUUGCAUAGAGGAAGAUUUAAUAAAAAAGUAUUUUUUUGUUGUU